This is a messenger RNA of Adineta steineri, 385 nucleotides long. The record is from the annotation of a GenBank genome assembly. NCBI's taxonomy places the organism in Eukaryota, Metazoa, Rotifera, Eurotatoria, Adinetida, Adinetidae.
AUGACAUUUAUAUCAAUUCUAUUAUUAUUUAUUAUUCUUAUUAUUCUUAUUUGCCUUAUAUUCAAACAAUGGAUUAUCCACUAUAUUCAAAUAUCACAAGCUUAUAAGAACAUUCCAUGCCUACCAAGUAAAUUACCGAUAUUAGGAGAUAUAUUGACUUUACCAUUAGAUUCAUAUAAGUUCACAAAAAGAGUUGCUGAAAUUUAUGGAUAUGCAAAACAUAAAGAUCUGUAUUGCAUAUGGCUCGGUACAUAUCCUUUACUUGCAUUUUUUCAUCCAGUUGGACUUGAACAUUUUUUUUCUGGUACGAAACAUAUUAAAAAAUCAUCAGAUUAUAUGUAUGUUCAACCAUGGCUUCGAACUGGCUUAUUAACAAGGUUAGUUA